AAAUCAGCUGUUUUCUCACAAAGAAAUUUCAGCAACCGUGUGUGCCGCUAUUUGUGAAAUGUCAUAACAUUUUUGUUGAUUUCGUCAAUCACUGCAAUAUUUUUUUUUUAAUUUUAAAUUAAUUCGACAUGGACUCAUCGACGGAAAUCGCAACAAACAAUAAUAAUCCAACGAAAGGUCGAAAAGCGAAGCGCAAACGAAAAUCAACUAUGAUAAAGGAAACGGCUAAGCAGCGUCGAGAACGGUUGGCCAAAAUGCAAGAAUAUCAUACGAAGCGACGGCAAAAUGAAACUCCAGAGCAACGGGAACAGCGUCUGGAGCGAUGUAGAGAAUAUAUGCGUCAACGAAAAGAAAUUGAAACGGAGGAAGAUCGUGAGGAUAGGCGAAAGUAUAUGAAAAAGUACUUAGAGCGGAAAAUAAAGAAUGAAUCUGCAGAGGAGCGUGAAAAGCGCGUGGGUAAACAACGGAAGUACGUAAAACGUAACCAAGAGGACAGUGAAGACAAAUACAAAGAGUACCGUAAAGAUUAUUAUCGCAAAAUUGUCGAAAAUGAGACGCCCGAGGAACGAGAAAAGCGAUUGGAAAAGUAUCGACAAUACAAUCGAUCUCGAAAGGAGAAAUAUCCCGAAACUGAGGAGCAACGACAAAAGCGAUUGGAGAAACAGCGAGAAUAUAAUCAGAAAUACAAAGAACGGCAUUUACAAGAAUCCAAUUCGAGUGAACCAAAAACACGCAAGCGACGCCGUUUAAAUUCCAGCAAUGAACCGAAAACACCAAAAAUUGAAACCGAAGAACAGCGUCAACUGCGGCUGAAGAAUUUCCGUGAAUACUUGAAAAAACGUCGUGAAAACGAAACGGAAGAGCAGCGUCAACAGCGUUUAUCGAAGAUAAAAGAAUACAAUCAGAAGAGAAUGCAGAGCGAAACCCCUGAACAGCGAGAGAAACGGUUGAUUCGAAUACGGGAGUACCAAAAACGUCGUUCAGAAUCCCUUGAAACCUUGGAGCAACGCCGGGAACGGCUCAACAAAAUUAAGGAGUACAAUAGAACUCGUCGACUGAACGAAUCACCGGAACAACGUCAACAGCGGCUGCACAAAUUACAGGAAUACUUUCGAAAAAAGCGUCAAACCGAUCCGAAGCCACGUGGACGUCCCAGAAAGCAUUACAGCGUCGAGAUAAUGCGAGAAUAUCAUCGUCAAGUGGCCAAACUUAAACGAGAUUCAGAAACCGAAGAGGAACGUAACGCUAGACUGAAGCAAAUCAAAGAGUACAAUCGAAUGAGGCAAAAAAAGGAAAAUUUGGAGCAACGCGAGAAGCGUUUGAGCGAAAUGCAAGAGUAUUUCCAGAAGAAACGUCAAACCGAAACGGAAGAAGCACGUCAACAGCGACUACAACGCAGCAGAGAGUAUAACACUUUGUAUCUUCAAAGGAAGAAGGAGGAGCGCGAGAACAGAUUGCGUAAGUCGAAAGAGUAUUAUCAGAAACGGAAGGAAGAGAAACGCCUGCAAAAUGUCAAUGGAACUGCCAAACAACAAGGUAACAGUGAGCCCACUGAUACUACUGCCACACCAUCCAAUCAACGCCAUUCUUACGGAACCCGUGCCAGUUUGAGAAGCUCAAAAAAAGUUGAGCCACCAUCGCCCGAAAAGUUGGAGCCAAAGAAAGAAAGAAAACCUCGAAUCUCGAGCGUGGCCGUGGCGAAAUCCGAAACAAUCGUUACCGAAACCGAACCAAACACUGCUACUGUACCAAAAUGUCCAUCCACCAUUAAUUUCAUUCCACAAGUUACAUUAAGUCGGGGAUCAAACGUCGCCUUUUCACAUUUACUGUUCAAUGUGCUGAAGCAUUCUCAGCAAUCAAAUUAUCAAAUUAUAUCACCCAAAAGAAAAGCAUAUCCGGUAACCAGUAACUGCUCUAUUGUGGAUCGUUUAUUGAGUUGCCGAAGUGAUACCAGCCAGAGCUGUAUAUUGUCUCAUGUUAUUCGUCGUAAGUAUUGUAACUAAAUAUUUUUUUUUUUAAAUAAAUAUAAAAAUUUACGUAAUGUGAA
Molecule: messenger RNA, 2047 nt
Organism: Bradysia coprophila
Lineage: Eukaryota; Metazoa; Arthropoda; Insecta; Diptera; Sciaridae
Source: RefSeq, a predicted model, not a curated record